Messenger RNA from Lodderomyces oxycetoniae, 3231 nucleotides. It is a transcript of the gene VAS1, whose product is annotated as valine--tRNA ligase. Gene Ontology annotation, molecular function: valine-tRNA ligase activity; ATP binding; aminoacyl-tRNA deacylase activity. The record is from RefSeq and is a predicted model, not a curated record. Gene Ontology annotation, biological process: valyl-tRNA aminoacylation. Gene Ontology annotation, cellular component: cytosol. The transcript has a single exon. Bases 1 to 3231 code for a protein of 1076 amino acids. Lineage: Eukaryota; Fungi; Ascomycota; Pichiomycetes; Serinales; Debaryomycetaceae.
AUGAGUAAGGUUACCAAGACAUUAGAGAAAGAUUUGGACUCAAGUAGUCAAGAACCAGGUAGUCAAGCUGGUUUAGAAAAAGAUUUAGAACCAAGUAGUCAAGCUGGUUCAGGUCAAGCUGGAACUGAUGAUAAACUUGAGAGGCCCAAGACUGCUAAGGAGUUGGAAAAAGAGAGAAAAAAAGCUGAGAAAUUGGCCAAGUUCAAUGCCAAAAAGGCUAAACAGACCGAAUCUAAAUCGGAUGAACCAAAGAAACCCAAAAAGGAAAAGAAACAAUCAACUCCGGUACCCGAGUAUAUCGACGAGACCAAGCCUGGGGAGAAAAAGAUCUUAGCAUCAUUAGAAGAUGCCGCUUUCAAGGCAUAUAAUCCUACAAAUGUGGAAAGUUCUUGGUAUGCAUGGUGGGACAAACAAGGCUAUUUCCAACCUGAACUUACAGAACUGGGGGAAAUCAAGCCGCAAGGUGCCUUUUCGAUUCCGUGUCCACCACCAAAUGUUACUGGUGCAUUACAUAUCGGACACGCAUUAACCGUUUCUAUUCAAGAUACUUUAAUCAGAUGGAAUAGAAUGCAAGGCAAAACAACGUUGUUUAUUCCUGGAUUCGACCAUGCUGGUAUUGCCACACAAUCUGUGGUUGAGAAACAAAUAUGGGCCAAAGAGAAAAAAACAAGGUAUGAUUUUGGCCGUGAAAAGUUUGUUGAAAGAGUAUGGGAAUGGAAAGAAGAAUAUCACAAGAGGAUAAAGAACCAGUUUAAGAAAUUGGGUGCUUCUUACGAUUGGAGCAGAGAAAAGUUCACUUUGAACCCGGACUUAUCCGAGGCAGUUACUGAAGCAUUUGUGAGAUUGCAUGAAGAUGGUACAAUUUACAGAGCAUCAAGAUUGGUUAAUUGGUCAGUGAAACUAAACACAGCUAUUUCCAACUUGGAAGUAGAUAAUAAGAACAUUUCAGGAAAAACUCUUUUGUCUGUUCCCGGUUACGACAAUAAGAUUGAAUUUGGUACCUUGACUUCCUUUUCGUACCCAGUCGAAGAUUCAGAUGAAAAAGUGACUGUUGCUACUACUAGACCCGAAACUAUCUUUGGUGAUACUGGUGUUGUUGUACACCCCGAUGACUCAAGGUAUAAACACUUGCAUGGCAAGUACGUGCUUCAUCCGUUUUUAAAUAGAAGAUUACCAAUUGUGACUGAUGCUGAAGCUGUUGAUAUGGAAUUUGGAACAGGUGCAGUGAAAAUUACGCCAGCCCAUGAUCAAAACGAUUAUAAUACAGGAAAGAGAAACAAUUUGGAGUUUAUAAACAUAUACACCGAUGAUGGUUACUUGAAUGAGAAUUGUGGACCUGAAUGGAAAGGCAUGAAAAGAUUUGACGCUAGAGCUAAGGUAAUUGAACAAUUAAAGGCAAAGAAUCUCUUUGUUGAGCAAAAGGAUAACGAAAUGACAAUUCCACUUUGUUCGAGAUCAGGUGAUGUUAUUGAACCAUUAUUGAAGCCUCAAUGGUAUGUUAGUCAACAAGAAAUGGCAAAAGAUGCUAUAAAGGCUGUGAGAAAUGGUGAUAUUGUUAUUAAUCCAAAGACUUCCGAAUCUGAAUAUUUCCAAUGGUUGGAAAAUAUUCAGGAUUGGUGUAUUUCUCGUCAAUUAUGGUGGGGUCAUAGAUGUCCUGUUUACUUUGUAAAUAUUGAAGGUGAAGAACAUGACAAAUUAGACAAUGAGUACUGGAUCUCUGGCAGAUCUGAAGAGGAAGCUUUACAAAAGGCCAACAAGAAAUUUGCUGAUAAGAAAUUCACAUUAGAACAAGACGAGGAUGUUUUGGAUACUUGGUUCUCAUCUGGUUUAUGGCCAAUAUCUAUUUUGGGAUGGCCGCACAAGACAAGAGACUUGGAAUUGUUUAGCCCAAUGUCAAUGUUAGAAACCGGUUGGGAUAUAUUGUUUUUCUGGGUUUCAAGAAUGAUUUUAUUAUCUUUGAAAUUGACCGGUAAGGUUCCUUUCAAAGAAGUGUUUUGCCAUUCUUUAGUUAGAGACGCACAAGGUCGUAAAAUGUCUAAAUCUCUAGGCAAUGUUAUUGACCCAUUAGAUGUCAUUACUGGUAUUCCAUUACAAGGAUUACAUGAUAAAUUAUCAACCGGUAAUUUGGAUCCAAGAGAAUUGAAAAAAGCAAUGGAUGGACAAAAAUUAUCCUACCCCAAUGGUAUACCCGAAUGUGGUACAGAUGCUUUAAGAUUUGCAUUGUGUGCUUAUUCUACCGGUGGUAGAGAUAUCAAUUUAGAUAUUUUGAGAGUUGAAGGAUAUCGUAAAUUUUGUAAUAAGAUUUACCAAGCAACAAAGUUUGUUUUGGGUAGAUUAGGUGAGAAUUAUGUACCACCAACAUCUGCCUCAUUAACAGGAAAUGAGUCACUUGUUGAGAAAUGGAUUUUGGCUAAAUUGUCAAAUGCUGCGAAAAAUACCAAUGAAUCUUUGGAGGCACGUAAUUUUGGUGAUGCAACUAAUCAUAUUUAUAACUUUUGGUACGAUUUAUGUGAUGUUUACAUUGAGAACUCAAAGUCCUUGAUACAGGAUGGUACAUCAGAGCAAAAGAAAUCAGCACAGGAUACUUUGUACACCUGUAUUGAUGGUGCAUUGAGGUUGAUUCAUCCAUUUAUGCCUUUUGUUACUGAGGAAAUGUGGCAGAGGUUACCUAGACGUGAAGGUGACAAGACUGAAACUAUAUCCAAAGCCAAGUACCCAACAUAUACUAAGGAAUUUGAUAGCAGUGAUGCAUUAACAAGCUAUGAUCUUGUGCUCAACAUCACCAAAGGAGCAAGGUCCUUACUCUCUCAAUAUAACAUUUUGAAAAACGGCCAAGUUUUUGUUGAGUCAAGUAAGGACGAUAUAUAUAAGAUUGCAUCAGAACAACAAGAUUCAAUCGUUUCCUUGAUCAAGUCAGUUGAAAAAAUUGCAGUUGUUAAAUCAGUAGAAGAAGUGCCAUCUGGAUGUGCUCUACAAGCCAUUGGCCCAGAUUGCAAUGUACACGUGUUAGUUAAGGGCCAAAUCGAUUUAGAUGCCGAAAUUGCAAAAGUUAAUAAAAAAUUGAAUACUGCCAAGGAGAAUAAAAAGAAGAAUGAUGAAGCUAUUGGUAAGUUUACCGAAAAGACCAAUCCUGCAGCUGUAGAAAGCGCCAAACAAAGAUUAGAAAAAGUUAUUGCCGAAAUUGAAGGAUACGAACAAACCAUUGCAAUUUUGGAAAAGUUGAAACUUUAA